Messenger RNA from Botrytis sinoallii, 339 nucleotides. RefSeq lists its product as uncharacterized. NCBI's taxonomy places the organism in Eukaryota, Fungi, Ascomycota, Leotiomycetes, Helotiales, Sclerotiniaceae. Bases 1 to 339 code for a protein of 112 amino acids. The record is from RefSeq and is a predicted model, not a curated record. The transcript has a single exon.
AUGCAGCUUUCCUCGACGUACACCUUGUCCCUCCUCGCCUUCCUUCCAACUCUCACAUAUGCACAAGCAGGCUUAGCAGGCGUGGUUGCUACAUCAGCAGCCACCCAGAUGGCAACCACGACUGCUGGGGCUCCAUCACUUUACACAGUGGGUAGCGUCACAGCUGUCUCAUACAUACCAGUAUAUACGCAGACCUUUGCAACAACAGCCUUGGGAACUUGGGCGAUCGGAGCUACUCCUCUGGUCGGCAGUGUGGGAUUAGGAACAAUUCAGGGAACCGUGGGAACGGUUAAGAACAAGAGAGCUUUGCCUACCGCAAUGUUUGGGAAAAGUCAUUAG